Punica granatum (pomegranate) is the source of this 1242-nucleotide messenger RNA. The record is from RefSeq and is a predicted model, not a curated record. NCBI's taxonomy places the organism in Eukaryota, Viridiplantae, Streptophyta, Magnoliopsida, Myrtales, Lythraceae.
AUGACAGAGCAGCAGCUCAUCAAAGACAUUGUGAAAGUAGUAUCCGGGAAAUUGAAACGGCCGAGUUUGAGGGCUGCCCACCACCCGGUUGGACUCCAUUAUCUCAUUGAGAGGAUCAAUCCAUUAGUGGGGAUUGGAGAGGAUGAUGUGAGGAUGAUAGGGAUUUAUGGUGAUAAGGAGGUUGGGAAGUCAACCCUUGCCAAGGCACUAUUCAACCACCACAGCCAUAAGUUUGAAGGAUGCAGCUUCCUUGAACAUGUGAAGGCAACUGCAGGAUUAUAUGGACUUGUUAAGGUUCAAGAAACCCUUCUACGUGAGACUCUAGGGGAUGCAUAUGAUGAUAGCAUGAGGUUGGGCAAUUCUUCGAUAGGGGACAGCGUGAUCGCUCGAAGGCUUCGUUUCAAGAAGGUUCUCGUGGUCAUCGACGAUGUCAAUGCCUUGGAGCAGUUGAGGGAGUUAGCGGGAGGUAAAGAUUGGUUUGGUUCAGGAAGCAGGAUUAUCAUAACCACCCAAGACAGGGAUUUGCUCCAACGAUACAGGGACGUUGAAGCUGAACACAUGUACGAGAUGGAGAGACUGAAUCUCUCUGAAUCUCGUCAGCUUCUUUGCUGGAACGCCUUCAAGAGCCCCGUUCCUCCGCAAACAUUCGCCGCUCACGUAGAAGGCAUGCUCGAAGUUAUCGGAGAAGGCCAUCCCGGGAGACUUAUCCGAACAGCCUCUAACCUGCGGGGUAAGAGUCCUGAAGAGUGGGACUCCACAAUAGAGAAGUUAUCUCAAGCAGAGGAUGGAUCAGAAGGGAGAGAUAAACUGAUACUUAAUCACACAGUUGAUGUGCUCAAGCAACUUCACAAAGCCAUUUUCCUUGUUAUUGCCUGCUUUAAUGGCAGAGAUAAAGGAGAGGUCGUGGACAUUUUUGGUCAUGUUACCGAAUCGAGUUUCAAUCGUGCGAUAAAAAAACUUACUAAUCGAUCUUUGAUAAGCACUCGCAGAAACAGGAUCUGGGUGAAUGACUCGCUUAGGGAACCUUCCAAGGAAAUGAUCCGUGCGGAAUCUUGCACCCAAUUCCAGUGGAUGCGCAGAUUAGAUGACUUGGUCGAGGGCUCGCCAGAUGAGGUUCUUCAAUCUAUCAAGGAGCAGGCACGCACUAUGUGUGAUGGGUUCUUUGGAGAUAGUGACGAUGGAGAUAGUGAUGACGGAGAUAGCGAUGACGAAGAAGAAAACGAGGAUAACAAUGAACAUUAG